AUGGAUAAUUUAAAUUUCGUGCAAUUAGUGCGACUGAUGAUGGAUGAUCAUAAUAUUACAAUUAGCACUAUAAACCUUGUGCCGAUAGAAAAUUCAGAAAACUGCAAAAAAAUCAACAAGGUUCAUAACUUAAACGGUGACAAAUGGAAUUUAGUAAAACUCUUGUUUUUGUACAUAUUGCAAGGCGUACCAUUGGGAUUCAGUGAUGCAUUUCCGAUUUUACUAAAAUCUAAACAGUUUUCUUACUAUGACCAGGCAAUAUUUAGUGUGAGCACGUGGCCGUUUACUUUCAAAAUUUUAUGGGCUCCGUUAGUAGACUCUAUUUAUUGUCCAUCAGUGGGAAGGCGAAAAAUGUGGCUUGUUCCUGUAUACAUACUACUCGGUUCUUGUCUACUGCUGUGUAGUUUUUAUAUAAAUGGUUGGUUGUUGAACACCGGGGAUCCAAAUGUGAUUCCGCUGACUAUCGUUUGGUUAAUCAUAAAUUGCCUGGCUGCUACUCAGGAUAUUGUAGUUGACGGAUGGGCAUGCUCUAUGCUACAAAAGCAUAACAUACACUACUCGUCAAUGUGCAACGCGACCGGUCAAUCGCUGGGAUCUUUCUUAGGAUAUGCAGUUCUCUUAUUACUCGGAUCCGAAACGUUUUGCAACAAAUGGUUACGUUUUUACCACAAAUCCGGUGGUAUUAUCACGAUAAAAGGUUAUCUAUAUUUUUGGGGAAUCGUGUACAUUGUAGCAGCGGUAUGUGUAUCCAAGUUCAAACGCGAAACCCAACCGUCGGCCGAACAAAAAGGUCUGGGCGUGUUAAACACUUACAAGCUACUUUGGGACAUCAUAAAGUUGCCGAACGUUCAGAUUCUAGGCAUGAUAUUUCUAACUGCAAAAAUAGGAUUCGCCACUAUCGAUACAGUGACAAAUAUGGAAUUCAUGGAAGCUGGAGUAUCAGAAAACAAUAUUGUUAUAAUUGGCAUAUUGGUAUUUUUAGUGAAAUUGAUAGUUCCUAUAACUAUUACUAAAAUAACAAAGUCAGCGAAAUCGAUGGAUGUCUACAUGCACUGUGUACCAUACAGGUUGCUGCAUGGUUUAGCAUUUUCGUUGUUGUUGUAUUACACUCCAACACUUUUAAGAACAGGCGGUAUUGUAAAAGCAGGUUUUUACACCAUGUUGGGAUUCACUUUUAUAACACAUCAAAUUUAUUCAUUCAUUAUGUAUGUAAUUUACCUGUCGUUUGUAUCUAAAGUAAGUGAUCCAAAUUUUGGUGGGAUUUACAUGACAUUGCUAUGCACUUUUGCAAACAUUAGCUUAGCUAUAACAAAGACGGGUUCACUUUGGUUGGUUGACGUUCUUACUUUCAAACAAUGUACUACCAGUUCUCAAAACUAUUGUUCGGCUUCUACAUUGAUCAAAUCUUGUCGAGCAGCAGGUGGUAAAUGCAGUACCAUAAUCGAUGGAUUCUACGCCGAGGUAGUUAUCUCUUCAAUUUUAGGUAUAAUAUGGUUUUACAUAAUAAAAAAACCAUUAACUAACUUAUACCUCAGUGAUCGAAAAAAUUGGCUUGUUUACAAAGAAGACAAUUCAAAAAAAGUAAAUGUUAAUGACACUACUCGUUUUUAAAUAAUAAUUUAAGAAAAAUGUAUUUAAAUGAAAGUAUAAAUUUUAUUUGAGACUGUA
Molecule: messenger RNA, 1668 nt
Organism: Rhopalosiphum maidis (corn leaf aphid)
Lineage: Eukaryota; Metazoa; Arthropoda; Insecta; Hemiptera; Aphididae
Product: acetyl-coenzyme A transporter 1-like
Exons: 10
Coding region: 1-1611 (536 amino acids)
Cellular component (GO): membrane
Molecular function (GO): acetyl-CoA transmembrane transporter activity
Source: RefSeq, a predicted model, not a curated record